Messenger RNA from Centruroides sculpturatus (bark scorpion), 993 nucleotides. RefSeq names its product alanine--tRNA ligase, mitochondrial-like. The record is from RefSeq and is a predicted model, not a curated record. Gene Ontology annotation, biological process: alanyl-tRNA aminoacylation; tRNA modification. The coding region runs from base 1 to 810 and encodes 269 amino acids. Gene Ontology annotation, cellular component: cytoplasm. Lineage: Eukaryota; Metazoa; Arthropoda; Arachnida; Scorpiones; Buthidae. Gene Ontology annotation, molecular function: amino acid binding; alanine-tRNA ligase activity; nucleic acid binding. The transcript has 6 exons.
AUGGUGUUUGUAUGUAAUAGUAGCCCCAANGAGAGGUUACGUUAUCAUAUAAAACAGACUGAUAAAUUUCUUGAUAAAAUUGCUUUAAAGACCAAAUUUUUGUCAGGAAAUGAUGCAUUUCAUUUAUUUAUUCAAAGUGGAUUAUCAGAAGAUUUAAUUGAAAAAAUGGCCAAAGAUAAAGGGCUAACUGUGGAUGAAUCCUUCAGAGAAAAAAUAAAAAUGAAUUUGGAUAAUUCUAAAUCUGUAAAUAACGAAAAUCGGGAAAAACAAAACUACCCAUCUUCUCAUGUUAUUGAAGAAUUAGAAAAAAUGAAAAUUCCUUGUACAAAUGAUGAAUAUAAAUAUAAUUAUACUUCCUGUGAUCAUCAUUACAGAUUUGAUCCUUUAGUGAGUGAAAUUGUAGCAGUUAUAUCAGCUAAUAGCAAUUUAAUGGAUAUAGUGCAUGAAAAUGAUUAUUGCUGGUUAUUAAUGAAAGAGACUAAUUUCUAUUCAGAAUCUGGUGGACAGAUUUCAGAUAUUGGCAGCAUUGCUGGACAGGCAUUUUUAUUUAAAGUUGAAGAUGUUCAAAAAUAUCAAGGUUAUGUUUUUCAUUGGGGCUUAGUACAGAAAGGAAAUGCAUUACCUGGAAUUGAAGUACAUUUAGCAUUUGAUAAGCUUCAUAGAGUUAGAUGUAUGAGAAAUCAUACAGCCACUCAUAUAUUACAAGCUGUUCUAAAGCAAAUAUUUCCUUCAACACAUCAGACAUCAUCAUAUAUUGGCCCAUCAUAUUUUCAGUUUGGAUAUAGUGCUAAAGUGAGUAUUGUUUCAUGAGUUAAUUUUAAUAAUUUUUAUAAAUUAAAAAUUAUUUAUAGUAAUUUAAAUCUGGCUAUUUUUCAGCCAGAAAAUGCUGGUACAGCAUAGUGGCAGAUACGUAAAAAGUAUUGGUUGCCUAUACAUAGUACUGGCAGUUGCUCACUAAAAACAAUUCUAUAUAUUCAGUCACCAUAUAUGCAU